CUGCCCCUCCCAACCUGCCUCCCCACCUGCCAACUUCCAACUGCUGCCUCCCAGCGCUCGGCGCCGCUUUUAUAUAGAAGCUUGGCCGCCGCCCAUGCGCAUGCGUGAUGGGGUCCCCAUCGCUGGACGCUGGGACUCGUAGUCCCCAUCUUUGCGGCCCGCCGCUACACGCGCCGUGCGACGUAGCCAAUGCCAGGUCGCGUAAGGAGCGUCUCCCUGGCCACCGCCCUCCGCCGCCUGUCCCUCGCUGGGAAAACGUGAGUGCCCAUUGGCUAACAGUCACACGUUGCGCGGAGGAGGAAAGCCAAUGCAGAGAGGGGGCGGGCUCUGGACCGUACCAUUCCGCUUCAGGAAUACGAGAAGGUUCGAAGGUCUGUGAGGGCCCACACAGAAUAUUUUAAUACAAAGGUGCGUCUUAAAGCAUGCUAUCGUAUUCUGUACUCAGUGAAAAGGUGCCGAAGGUCGUAAUCAUUUGUUAACUGGGUCAAAAAAAUGGUUUACUCCUAAAAAGUAGUCCCUAAAGUGUAAAAAAAAUUAAGUCUUAUAAAGAGACCUAUGGGCCCAUGGCUGGUAGCUUUCGAUUCUUAAGAUUACGCAAAUGUUUUAAAAGUGUAUUGCUAGAACCUCGGACUGACGAUUGCGGACGGAUAUUGUGACACAUUUUGCAAAAAAAUGAAAAGCGCAUGAAGAAGUAAACAAAUGAAGUAUAAAAAGUGCCGCCUUAAAGGGACAGUGUGACUGCGUUAGCACAGCAACGUCGGACUAGGCCUCGGAGAUGAGAAGGCAGGUUCGAGUCCCGAGCGACGUCCACCCGCGGACUGGCCUCGAGACCUAGGAGGGACGUGGCCCAGCCCCAGCCCCAGCCCCAGCGUGGCCAUUCGGUGCCGCUGCUGCCCCGGGGAGGCCGCCGCUGCCAGACGGUGGCCUGAGACAGCCUCUCGCCGGGCCGGUAUCCGGGGAGCGGAGCGCGGGGUGUGCGCCAGGGGCUCCCUGGAAACCCCGGGGUAGGAAGGCCUCGCCCCCCCCACCCCCCACCCCCCGGGGCCUCAGCUUCUAGCGAAGAAAAUGGCCUCUUGGGGCCGACGUGGUCUGUGCAGAGCAUUUCCUGAGACGGACAGGGGAGUCGGGCCCGCUGGUGAACUCCUUGUUGGUGAAUUAACCACCCGUUCUGAUGAUUUCUCCCUUAAGAGCGGCAGCGGCUGACAUCCCAACAGCUUUCCACCGGAUCGUGUGCUUUUACCGCAGAACCGUUUGACCCCACCACGGCCCAGGGGGAAAGGAUAGAAAUGACUGCCUCCAUCUUAGAGAUGGAAAGUCUCUAAGACUCAGAGAAAUUAAGUGACUUGUCCAAGGUCACAUGACAACGAAGUGUGCCGGCCUCUGUGACCCCCGGGCCAUUUUUCUUCGUCACAAACACAGAAUUCCUUUUUUCCCCCCAACAACUCUAGAUUUAGUUCCUUUUCAUUCCUAACAACUUCAGCAUAAUCCAGGCCCUCUUUUCUUCAUUUAGCAAAGAUCUGUUAGGAGGGCCUGAUAUUUAACAUGCCAUCCUUGCUGCUCAGAGGCUGCGUACAGAGGCCGUCAAACAGCCAAAGUGGCAGGGGACAGAAACCAGCGGGGAGCCGGUGGGCCCCGCUGCGGAGGAGCGGACGAUUGUGUGCAGGUUUCCAGGGGAAGUGACUUCCUAGCUGUCUUUGCAGGAUGAAUGGUUUCCAGGCGAAGUGGCACAAAGAAGGGCAUUCUCUGAAGAGCAAGCCUCCGUUCAGGAGUGGUUCUGUGGGAAAGUGGCGAGGGCAUGCCCAAAGGGAGAGGCGGGCGGGAGUGCCGGUGGGGCAGGGCCGGGUGUUCUGAAAUGGACCAUCCCAGCCUGUUUCCCCCGAGCUGCUGAGAACUCCGUCCAUCUGACAAGCCUGCCUUCUGCGCUGCUUCCUCCGUCCAGCAGGAGGUGCCUCGCACUGGGAGCACCGGGUGGGCGCCAGGGCCUCCCUGGAAACCCCGGGGCAGGAGGGCCUCCCCCUGGGGCCUCAUCUUCCAUCAGGGAGUCCGAGACCUCCAGUUUGUUACCACAGUUUUAGACUCCAAAGGACUCCUGGGUACCCUUCAUCGGGGAAUCUGGAAGGUACAGCUGAGCCCAGCCUCAGUUUUCUGGACAGGGCUCAGCUGUAUGGACUCAUUUGUCAUAUUGGGGUUCCCAGACGAAUAGGUUGUGGAAUUCUAGAAUGCUAUCAAACAGGGGGCCAGGCCCUUACUCUUAGCUGAGUUUUAACCCGUUGCCAGGCAUUUUAUAUACCCUGGUCAUUUAAACCCCAGGACUGCCUUAUGGUCACCAUCUUUAUUUCACAAACAAGACAACCCAGGCUCAGAGCAAUCAAGAUCUUGUCUUGCCCGGCCGGUGUGCCUCAGUGGUUGAGUGUAAACCUAUGAACCAGGAGGUCAUGGUUCAGUUCCAAUCGGGGCAUGUGCCUGGACUCCAUCCCCACUCGGGGGCAUGCAGGAGGCAGCAGAUCGGUGAUUCUCAUCAUUUGAUGUUUCUAUCCCUCUCCCUCUCUGAAAUCAAUAAAAAAAAAUAUUUUUAAAAGAUCUGGUCUUACCCAAGUCGCAACAAUUAGUGCGUGCAAGUGGUGGAGCUGGCUUCCGCUCCACCCUGCAUCCCCAGCACCAGUCUGUCCCUCUCCCCCUGCCCUGCUGUGGCCUCGACUGUAACCCUGGGCCAGCUUGGAGCAGCGGGGCCAUGUGUCUGUUCGGAGGGAUCCGCCUUGAGAACAGGACUGAGGAUAAAAGAGAGAUGGCCGAGCCGGGAGGGUGGGCAAGGCCAAGGCUGACCCCGGUAACUCGGGAGCUUAAGGAUCUCCAGGGAGGGGCAUUCAGAGCUACUCUUCCUCACCCAGGGGCAGGAAGGCCCUGGGGCCCAGGUGGCAGCAACAGGGGUCUCCAGGCUGCUGCGGCCCUGCACGGGGGACGUGGCCAGUGGCCUGAGCGCCAACACGGCCUGGGCAGGGCUGGUGCUGACCCAGGGCGGCCGGAGUUGCUAGGAGGUGAGAAGGAUAAAUGUCACUGGGAGGUCUGUGCCCGCUCGGGCUUCUGCCCGCACCAAAGAGGGGCUCCUGGCGCAGGUCCCCGCCCCGCCCCCAUGCCUACGGGGCGCGCGGGGGGGGGGGGGGCAAAGGCUCCCACUGGGUCUUGGCCUUCCAGAAAGUUCCCUGGGAAAGCCCAGGGGGAGAUCACGGGAAGGGGCACUUCCCAGCCUGGUGCCUGGAGCCCAGCCCUACGCGCCCACCCCCGGGAGCAGCCGUUCUUGUCUACGGGUGACCUCCCUCUGGGCCCCGACGGGGGAGGGAGGGGGAGUCCUUGGCCCUACCCCGCGGCGGGUGCGGCCCGCGCCCCUCCCAGGACCCCCCCGCCCCCCACCCCGGCUCCGUGCUCCGUCACUCUCCGUGGAGGAGGGACAGCCUUCCCCAGAAGCGUCCCCCAGUGGCCUCUCCUCUCGGGUGGUCGAAGGGACACGGGGUGGGGAGCAGGGGAGGGACUGUGCCUCGGCGCUCGGGACUCGGCUUCCGCCUCACUUCGCAGAUGGCAGAAGAUUGUUUUAUUUUAUUUAGUGAAACAUUCAUUUGUAAGUGGAUCUUCAGAGAAGACGCCCUGAGUGUGCGCGGGAGAGGAAGGCCAGCACACGG
Myotis myotis is the source of this 3674-nucleotide messenger RNA. Its product is annotated as translation initiation factor IF-2-like. The transcript has 2 exons. NCBI's taxonomy places the organism in Eukaryota, Metazoa, Chordata, Mammalia, Chiroptera, Vespertilionidae. The record is from RefSeq and is a predicted model, not a curated record. The coding region runs from base 2732 to 3643 and encodes 303 amino acids.